GCUCGUUCCUUUCGGGAUCUGUGAGUAGCUGAGGUUAUAGAUGGGCUCACCUCCUCGCCAAGCGUUGAUUGGCCAGAGCUGCCGUCAGUCAGAGGGAACAGACUUCCCUUCUCCAUCUGGCCAACUGCGGGCAAAAAAAAUUUCGAGACUGACCAGGAGAUGAGGCAGUGGCUCCUUUGAUUGCUUGCUCCAGAGAUAGAGUACAACGGAGAAGUCGAUCUUGUUUACCGAUCAAGAAAGCCCCUCUUUUGCCCCUCGGUAGCUAAUUAAGAAAUUUCCGGGAACUAGCCAUUACGAGUUGCCUGUUCUUGAAGAGAUUCCAUUGUUCCAUUGACCUUUGCUGCCAUUGAGGCCUGUGGAGUUGAGUUAUGUCAACAGCGGCCUUAAUUACUUUGGUUAGAAGUGGUGGGAACCAGGUGAGAAGAAGAGUGCUGCUGAGCUCCCGCCUGUUGCAGGAGGACAGGCGUGUGUCACCCCCCUGCCACAGCUCCACUUCAGAGCCUAGGUGUUCUCGGUUUGACCCUGAUGGUAGUGGACGGCCAGCCACCUGGGACAGUUUUGGAAUCUGGGAUAACCGUAUUGAUGAGCCAAUUCUGCUGCCACCCAGUAUUAAGUAUGGCAAGCCAAUUCCCAAAAUCAGCUUGGAAAAUGUGGGCAGCUCUUCCCAUAUUGGCAAACGGAAAGAGAAUGAAGAUCGGUUUGACUUUGCUCAGCUAACAGAGGAGAUCCUGUACUUUGCAGUGUAUGAUGGACAUGGGGGACCUGCAGCGGCUGAUUUCUGUCACACCCACAUGGAGAAAUGUAUUGUGGAUUUUCUCCCUAAGGAGAAGAACUUGGAAACUGUGUUGACCUUGUCUUUUCUAGAAAUAGAUAAAGCCUUUGCAAGCCAUGCCCAUCUGUCUGCUGAUGCAACCCUUCUGACCUCUGGGACUACUGCCACAGUAGCCCUGUUGCGAGAUGGUAUUGAACUGGUUGUAGCCAGUGUUGGGGACAGCCGGGCUAUCUUGUGUAGAAAAGGGAAACCCAUGAAGCUGACCAUUGACCAUACUCCAGAAAGAAAAGAUGAAAAAGAAAGGAUCAAGAAAUGUGGUGGUUUUGUUGCUUGGAAUAGUGUGGGACAGCCUCACGUAAAUGGCAGACUUGCAAUGACAAGGAGUAUUGGUGAUUUGGAUCUUAAAGCCAGUGGUGUGAUAGCAGAACCUGAAACAAAGAGAAUUAAGCUCCAGCAUGCUGAUGACAGCUUCCUGGUCCUCACCACAGAUGGAAUUAACUUCAUGGUGAAUAGUCAAGAGAUUUGUGACUUUGUCAAUCAGUGUCACGAUCCUAAUGAAGCUGCCCAUGCAGUGACUGAACAGGCCAUACAGUAUGGUACUGAAGAUAACAGUACAGCAGUAGUAGUGCCUUUCGGUGCCUGGGGAAAAUACAAGAACUCUGAAAUCAACUUCUCAUUCAGCAGAAGCUUCGCCUCCAGUGGACGUUGGGCCUGAUUGCUUCCUUGGACUUUGAGUUUCUGUGCAAUAUUGUUUUGCUGAGCGUGUGAAGAAACUGAUAAGAUAAAAAAAUAUUACCUACAGCAGUGAGUCGCUAGAUCAAUACACAAGUCUGAGUAAACUUAAUAACCAUUUAUAUAUAGGUGUUUUCAUAAAUACCCAUCACAUUUAUGUUCACCUGUUCAUGCUCAGUAUAAAAAUAUGUGUAAUUAA
Marmota flaviventris (yellow-bellied marmot) is the source of this 1703-nucleotide messenger RNA. It is a transcript of the gene Ppm1k, whose product is annotated as protein phosphatase, Mg2+/Mn2+ dependent 1K. Gene Ontology annotation, biological process: protein dephosphorylation. The record is from RefSeq and is a predicted model, not a curated record. Gene Ontology annotation, molecular function: protein serine/threonine phosphatase activity; cation binding. Lineage: Eukaryota; Metazoa; Chordata; Mammalia; Rodentia; Sciuridae.